CAAACAAUGUCACCAACCAUUACUCAUGUGUUAUUACCUCUUAUUCUUGGGAUUGUGUUGGCUGAACCAACUCAAGCAAUCAAACAGUCGUAUAUUGUAUACUUAGGAUCACAUUCUUUUGGUCCAAAUCCUUCUUUGGUUGAUCUUGAAUCUGUCACAGACUCUCACCAUGAUUUCCUUGGAUCUUACCUGGGAAGCAUCGAAAAGGCCAAGGAAGCAAUCUUUUAUUCUUAUAAUAGAUAUAUCAAUGGGUUUGCUGCAGUACUUGAGGAAGAUGAAGCAGCAAAUAUUGCAAAGCAUCCCAGUGUCGUAUCAGUUUUCUUAAACAAAAAACGAAAGUUACACACAACGCAUUCAUGGAAUUUUCUUGGGUUAGAGAGAAAUGGUGGAUAUCCUGAGACCUCAGCAUGGCGAAAGACAUUGGGUGAAGAUGUGAUCAUUGGAAACCUUGACACAGGUGUUUGGCCCGAAUCCAAGAGCUUUAGUGAUGAAGGGUUAGGACCCAUCCCAAAACGGUGGCGUGGAAUAUGUCAAACGCAUAAAAAAGCUAAAGAUAAAUUUCAAUGCAACAGGAAGCUUAUUGGAGCAAGAUAUUUUUACAAAGGCUAUGAGGCAAAUUUUCAGAUAAAACUGAAUGAGUCAUUGCUUAGUGCACGUGACAAUGAAGGCCAUGGUUCACAUACUUUGUCAACAGCUGGUGGUAGCUUUGUUCCUGGAGCUAGUGUUUUUGGCAUUGGAAAUGGAACAGCAAGUGGUGGAUCACCAAAAGCUCGAGUUGCGGCAUAUAAGGUGUGCUGGCCAAAUCCUAUCCCGUUCGGUGGUGGAUGUUUUGAUGCAGACAUUAUGGCUGCUUUUGAGGCAGCCAUAAGUGACGGGGUUGAUGUGCUUUCAAUGUCUUUGGGAUCGGAGGCCCAUGAUUAUUUCGAAGACGGUAUUGCCAUAGGAUCCUUCCAUGCAGUUGCCAAUGGCAUAGUAGUAGUGGCUUCUGCAGGAAAUUCAGGACCUCUUCCUGAAUCUGUAUCCAACAUUGGACCAUGGAUGCUCACAGUCGCUGCAAGCACAAUUGAUAGAGACUUCGCUAGUUAUGUUACACUUGGUGACAAGAAAAUCAUCAAGGGAGGUAGCCUUUCAGAGUAUGGAUUAUCAUCUGAUAAGGCGUACCCAUUGAUUAGUUCUGCUGAUGCCAAAUAUUUCAAUGGUUCUAUUUCGGAAGCACUCAAUUGCCAGGAUGGAAGUCUUGAUCCUGAGAAGGUGAAGGGGAAAAUAUUGGUCUGUUUUGGUGAUAUAUUAGAGAGUAAUGGGGAAGCUAUUAGGGUAGGCGCCGUUGGAUUGCUUUUGCUUAAUGAAAGGAAUGCAGGGAAUGAAGUUUUACCCCAACCCUACUUGCUUCCUGCUGCUAAUGUUGGCUUUGAGGAUGGCAAUUACAUUUACAAUUACAUCCGCAGCACCAAGUCUCCUACAGCUUAUAUUUCCAGAGUGAUAACAGAAUUGGGUGUGAAGCCAGCUCCAAAUGUGGCUUUAUUUUCAUCUAGGGGCCCCAAUCCUAUUGAUCCGGCAAUCCUCAAGCCUGAUAUCACUGCACCAGGAUUCAACAUCAUAGCUGCUUAUACUGAAGCCGUAUCUGCUACAGGUCUAGAAUCUGACACACGAAUAACUCCUUUCUUUUCCAUGACUGGCACUUCAAUGUCAUGUCCUCAUGUUGCUGGCCUAGCUGGGCUGCUCAAAGCCCUUCAUCCUGAUUGGAGCCCAGCUGCUAUAAAGUCAGCAAUCAUGACCUCAGCCACUUCAACAGAUAACUCUAGAAAGCCUAUCCAGGACUCGUCAUUGAACGAGGCAACUCCAUUUGACUAUGGUGCAGGGCAUAUUAAACCUAACAGUGCUGUGGACCCUGGACUUGUGUAUGACCUGAAUAUUACUGAUUUUUUGAACUAUUUGUGUGGUCGUGGCUACAACAGUUCCCAGCUUAAGAUGUUCAACCACAAGCCUUACACUUGUCCAGAGUCGGUCAGUUUAGCAGAUUUCAAUUAUCCAGCAAUCACAAUUUCUGAGUUUGGCCCUGGAAAUUCUGUGAAUGUCUCUCGAACUGUCACUAAUGUUGGGUCCGGAAGAAGCACUUAUAUGGUACGCAUAAAAGCGCCACCACAUGUUGAAGUUUCGGUGGAGCCUAGGAAACUGAGGUUCAAGAAAAAGGGUGAAAAGAAGGAGUUCAGAGUGGCAUUGACCUUGAAGAAAACUGAAAGCACCACUGAUUUCGGAUUCGGAUGGUUGACGUGGACCGAUAAGAAACACCAUGUUAGGAGUCCCAUUGCAGUUAACAUGACACAAGUGAGAUGAGAUUUAUGU
Molecule: messenger RNA, 2343 nt
Organism: Vigna umbellata (rice bean)
Lineage: Eukaryota; Viridiplantae; Streptophyta; Magnoliopsida; Fabales; Fabaceae
Source: RefSeq, a predicted model, not a curated record